This is a messenger RNA of Scomber japonicus (chub mackerel), 2904 nucleotides long. It is a transcript of the gene pcdh8.1, whose product is annotated as protocadherin 8. Bases 1 to 2904 code for a protein of 967 amino acids. Gene Ontology annotation, molecular function: calcium ion binding. Gene Ontology annotation, biological process: homophilic cell-cell adhesion. The record is from RefSeq and is a predicted model, not a curated record. Gene Ontology annotation, cellular component: plasma membrane. The transcript is spliced from 4 exons. NCBI's taxonomy places the organism in Eukaryota, Metazoa, Chordata, Actinopteri, Scombriformes, Scombridae.
AUGGGAUUUUGUGUUGGACUCUGCAUUGUACUUGUUUUAUGUUUAUACACUGUUCAGUGUACAACUACUAGGUAUGUCACCUAUGAGGAGGACGCACCAGGCACCGAGAUUGGAAAUUUAUCACAAGACUUAAAGAUUGAUCCAGCUGAUGACCCCGACACAUCGUUCCGCUUCAUGCAAGAAAACAACUCUUCUGUGAUUCAAAUGAGGGAGACAGAUGGGCUUCUGAGCGUUGCAGAAGUAAUUGACCGAGAGCAGCUCUGCCCCAGAUCUCCGCGCUGCUUCAUCACCUUCGACACUGUGGCCUUUUCCAAAGAAAAGUUUCAACUCAUCCACGUGGAGAUCGAGGUGAAAGACAUUAACGACCACGCGCCUGUGUUCGCGCGCAAUGAGACAACCCUGGAGAUAGUGGAAAAUGUGCCGCUGGACUCAAGAUUCCCUCUGCAGAUCGCUCUCGACCAGGAUGUGGGUGAAAACUACAUUCAGAGCUACAACAUUUCUCCCUCCAGUCAUUUCGCCAUUGAAGUGCGCGAUAGGGAGGACGGGGUGAAGUUUUCGGAACUGGUGCUGGUGAGGCAGCUCGACAGGGAAGUGGAGGACUCCUACACCAUAGAAGUCACUGCAUUUGAUGGAGGAGUGCCUGCAAAGUCUGGGUCAGUGACUGUGAAUAUCAAAGUGCUUGACUUUAACGAUAACCGCCCGACAUUUGAGCACAGCUCACUGAAAGUUGAGCUGAAUGAAGACUCUCCGGUGGGUCACCGAGUUGUCAAAGUGCACGCUUUUGACCCUGAUGAUGGCAUUAACGGGGAGGUGAUGUACGCAUUCAAUGGAUUAUCACCAGAGGCUGCACGCAUUUUCCACAUCGACCCGUACUCCGGGGACGUGACUUUGAAGGCGCCGGUUGAUUUUGAGAAGAGAAGGUCAUACGAGCUGAACAUCAAAGCCUCCGAUUUAGGAGAGAACUCUGUCCCAUCCAGCUGCAAAGUUGUGAUAGACAUCGUGGACGUUAAUGACAACGCACCUGAAAUCAGCAUCAAACCGAUGACCUCCAGCAGUGACGGAGUUGCUUACAUCACAGAAGCUGCAGCUGCGGAGAGUUUCGUGGCUCUCAUCAGCACCUCGGACAGAGACUCCGGCUCCAACGGGUAUGUGCGAAUCAGCCUGCUCGGGCACGAGCAUUUCAGCCUCCAGCAGGCGUAUGGGGACACUUUCAUGAUUAUUACUACUACUACCUUGGACAGAGAGAAGAUCCCAGAGUAUAAUCUUACUGUAGUUGCAGAAGACCUAGGAAGUCCACCUUUCAAAACUGUCACACAGUAUACAAUCCGUGUAACAGAUGAGAAUGACAACCCCCCUAUCUUCAGCAAGUCUCUUUAUGAAGUUUCAGUCAUGGAAAAUAAUAUUCCAGGUUCAUAUGUGACCACUCUUGUUGCCCGUGAUCCUGAUGUGGGAAAGAAUGCCAAAGUCUCUUACAAACUCAUAGAUUCACUGGUGCAAGGAGGAUCCCCAGUGUCCACUUAUGUUUCUGUAGAUUCACAGUCUGGGUCUUUGUACACUUUACGGUCUUUUGACUAUGAGACUCUCAAGCAGAUUGACUUGGUCAUCGAAGCAGAAGACAGAGGUUCCCCCUCUCUUUCGUGCAAAUCAACAAUCAGGAUUAGAGUUGUGGAUCAGAAUGACAACUAUCCACACUUCACCUUCCCCCUCCUUCUGAAUGACUCUGCUGAUAUUUCUUUGCCCUUUAAUGCACCUCCUGGCUAUCUUGCCCUCCACGUCUCAGCUGAAGAUGAGGACGAGGCGAUGAAUGGUGAGCUCUCCUACCAAAUUGUACAAGGUGACCCAAAGCUUUUCACAAUGAACAAAGAUACUGGAGAAAUUGCUUUAAAACAAUGGCUGACAGCUGAAAUUGGAGACGUGCUUGAAAUGAAAAUAGCAGUGAGUGACAAUGGCAGGUCCCCGCUCUCUGCAAGUGCCACUAUUAGGUUUGUCAUCACAGACACUGAGCCCUCUGAAGACCAAGUCGUCAUUGUGUUGCGGUCAAGUGAUGAAGAAGGCUCCGGCUUGGAUGGCUCACUAAUUGUCAUUAUUAUGCUCAGCGGGGGUUGUGCAUUGUUGCUGAUUGCAAUAGUGGCUGUUAUUGUCACAUGCAAACUCAGCUGUGGAGGGAGAAACCGUGGCUCCAAGAGAGAAGUGUGCCACAGCCUGUUUGACAGCAGGCCCAUGCCCAUGCUCGGCUCAACAGAACCAAACAUAUACACCGGUCAACGAGGCUUCUUCCAUGAGAGAACCUCUUCUUCUCUGGAUGAUUCCUGCCUGUAUGAAGACAGAAGUGGGGAGUCAGAAACAAAGAUGUUUCUGCCCUCCAAGCAUUUCCAACCAUCAUCUGUGUGGCAAGGUGACAAAUACUGCUUGCAAGUGAGUGGCAUUGGCAACACUGACCAGCUGAGCGUGAAGGACAGUGGCAAAGGGGACAGUGACUUCAAUGACAGCGACUCUGAUAUCAGUGGAGAUGGAGGCAAGAAGAACUUCAGUACCUUCCAGCCAAGGCUAAAAAGUUCAUCCAGUGCCACUAACAGCUUAUCUGGGGAUUGCCAAGGCACCUACUGUGCGAUACCAGCACAAAGCUUCAGAGCCCCCAGAGACAACGCAUACACAAUAGGCCUCUCCCCAGUACCGGUUUUCAACAAUCCUCAUGGCUAUCCUGUCUCUUGGAAGGAUUCUAGUUAUGGCACAAAUCGCCCAAAAUCAAAGAGCAGUGCACAGACUUUCUCCAGGACUCAUACUCUUCCCUCUUACUUCCCUCAACAACAGCGUGACGCUAGUGUUUCAGGCACUGAAAUCCACCAGCAGAGUCCAAAUAUUGUAACAGUGGCUACUGCUUUAGAGGUUGCAACUAUGUUUUAG